This is a messenger RNA of Penicillium atrosanguineum, 195 nucleotides long. RefSeq lists its product as uncharacterized. Lineage: Eukaryota; Fungi; Ascomycota; Eurotiomycetes; Eurotiales; Aspergillaceae. The transcript is spliced from 2 exons. The record is from RefSeq and is a predicted model, not a curated record. Bases 1 to 195 code for a protein of 64 amino acids.
AUGUUCACUCGAACCCUGAGGAAUGUUCUUCGGGGAAACCCCCUGGCAACCGUGGCAAAUAGGGUUGCUAAGUCACCAUACCGGGAAGCAACCACGCGCUGGGCCGUUGCCGGCGGUUCCAAUGCCGCAUGCGAGGCUCGGUACGAAGUUGAGGGGCUUCGGACUUCCGGAACCGGUAAUCCGUGGAGAUCGUGA